GGCCAGCUGAAGUCGUAGGGGGAGAGAGGGUUAAGGGUGGCUGACAUUACAAGCUCUUGUCAGAAAAGUCCCCCCAGCUUGCAAAUUUAUCCAAGGAAAUGCCUCAUUGUGCCUUUGAAGAAACACACGAUAGCAGCCGCAGCGUCGAUGAGAAGCAGUCGAAGAACUCCAUUCUAACUGAAUGGAUUGGCAUGGGGAGAAGCGGACCUCAAAUCACGGCUAAGCGGCAGCUUUGGGACUGUUUAAGCUUCACGAUGGUUUUACUUGCUCUGCUGUUUCGAUCAGCUCAUUGCCAGCAGUGUCGAAUCCAGCGGUGCAACGCAGAGUACGUAGGCUCUACCUCACCCGCCAAUGGUCUUCAGGAAGAAGUGGCUUUAGAUGUGGAUUAUUGCAUCGCCCUACGGGCCUACGCACAAUGCACCCGCCGCCAGGCACGCAGCUGCCGUGGUGACCUGGUCUACCACUCUGCCGUUUUCCGCAUUAAGGAGCUUUUUGCCCAGCACAACUGCUCCAGCGACGGCCCCACCUCCUCUGCCAAGGUGCCCAGCACAUCUAGGCCCGGCGUGUCAGAGCUCUGCGACUACGAGAAUCGGAGCCUUUUGUCGGCCUCAUCGGGUCAGCAGAAGAAAUACGCCCACUGUGGAUUAUUUGGAGACCCGCACCUAAGGACUUUCCGGAACGAGUUUCAGACGUGCAAAGUGGAGGGGGCGUGGCCUCUGAUUGAUAACCGCUUCCUGUCGGUACAGGUGACCAAUGUACCCGUCGUCCUUGGUUCCAGCGCUACAGCAACUAGCAAGAUCACUGUGAUUUUUAAGACGUAUCAAGGUUGCACAGAGCAGAAGGUGUACCAAGCCACAACUGAGGACUUGCCCCUGGCCUUUCAGGAUGGGACUCGAAGUGGCGGUGAGAGCGGCAGUCUGACCAUCAUGGAGAGAGGAGGAGGCGGCGGCGUUGGCUCUGGAGUUGUUCGACAAGUAAAGAUACAGGCCCGCUACAUUGGUACCUCCAUCAUCAUCAGGCGUGUAGGCAUCUACUUGACCUUUGCCAUCCGCAUGCCGGAGGACACCCUGGACUUCUCUGAGGAUAGCGGCGGCCUGCAGCUGUGCCUGCACGGCUGCCCGCGAAAUGAGCUCAUCAAGGAGCACACACUGGGCCGCCAGCAGCCGCGCCUGCAGGCCACAAACACAGAGCUUGGGCCGCUGCGGCCCCCUCACCAGAUCUACACGGUGGAGCGUGCCACAGCCAAGUGUAGAGAGACUCUGCAGGUGGAGGAUCUGUACUUUCAGUCCUGCGUGUUUGACUUGCUGACAACAGGAGACCCAGAGUUCUCUAUGGCAGCCUAUGGCGCUCUGGAGGAUUUAAAGGCGUUGCCGCCCAGUAAACUGAAGCAGAAUUCUCCAAGGACUCCUCCGGUUUUUAACAACGGAGCAACACAGACGCUGUCUGCACCAGCAUUCAACAGCUCCUUGCUGCCACUCCUGUUUCUCAUUCUACUGCUUUUGUAAGAAAAAAAAAGACUCAGAAAUAUAAAGUAGAGAAUGGACAUAAAGAAGACAUGGUGGCAUUACCAGCUUGAGGAAAGAGUGACUAGAACAACAAUUUAUCUUCAUGGGGGAUGAGGACGGUACGAUCAGGGUCUUCCAUUUUUCUUAAUUGAAGGAUCUCCGUUUAAAAAGUUGACAUUUGUGUGGAUUUAUAGCAAUAUUAAAUCAUUUUAAGAAGAAGUGCAACUAACCAAGUGUUAGUUUCACUUGGAAACAAAUUAAUCAUCAAAGCUUCUAUUAAAGUUUAACCCCAGACUUGUCAAACUGACCUUGAAAGUAACAGACAAGGUUUAUUGUAAAUAUUUCAUGUUUCUGAUCAUGUCUGCUCUUCAACACUCUAUUGAAAAGUCACUUCAUUUGUCAGUUUUUGUUUUAUUUUUAUGGAAGAGCGAUGUUGCCUCCAAAUCCCAUUUAAUCCAGUUAUCAGAGUAGCACUUACUGUUUUAGCGGCAAUUGUUGAGAAUUAAAUGGGUUUUUAUGUCUUUAAUCUGUUGAUCCACAAAUUGGCAAACAAAUACACAGGAUCCAACAACUGUACAUG
Cyprinodon variegatus (sheepshead minnow) is the source of this 2085-nucleotide messenger RNA. It is a transcript of the gene rgmd, whose product is annotated as repulsive guidance molecule A-like. Gene Ontology annotation, biological process: BMP signaling pathway. The record is from RefSeq and is a predicted model, not a curated record. Bases 99 to 1505 code for a protein of 468 amino acids. The transcript is spliced from 5 exons. NCBI's taxonomy places the organism in Eukaryota, Metazoa, Chordata, Actinopteri, Cyprinodontiformes, Cyprinodontidae. Gene Ontology annotation, molecular function: coreceptor activity. Gene Ontology annotation, cellular component: plasma membrane.